ACACUGUUGAAGGCACCUGCUCAGGACAAUGAAGCUCCUCAAUUACGCUUUUGUGUAUCGUCGCUUUCUCCUUGUGGUUUUCACUGUUUUGGUUUUAUUGCCACUCCCUCUCAUCAUCCGUAGCAAGGAAGCAGAAUGUGCCUACAUCCUCUUUGUUAUUGCCACAUUUUGGAUCACAGAAGCCUUGCCCCUGUCAAUCACAGCUCUACUGCCUGGGUUAAUGUUCCCCAUGUUUGGAAUCAUGUCUUCUACACAUGUAGCUUCUGCUUACUUCAAAGACUUUCACCUUCUGCUAAUUGGAGUCAUCUGCUUAGCAACAUCAAUAGAAAAAUGGAAUUUGCACAAGAGGAUUGCUCUGAGGAUGGUGAUGAUGGUGGGGGUGAAUCCGGCCUGGCUGACGUUGGGGUUCAUGAGCAGUACUGCCUUCUUAUCUAUGUGGCUUAGCAACACCUCUACUGCUGCCAUGGUGAUGCCCAUCGUGGAGGCAGUGGCGCAGCAGAUCACCAGUGCUGAAGCAGAGGCCGAGGCCACUCAGAUGACUUAUUUCAAUGAAUCUGCCGCCCAGGGACUCGAAGUUGAUGAAACUAUUAUUGGACAAGAAACAAAUGAGAGGAAAGAGAAAACAAAACCAGCUCUAGGAAGCAGUAAUGACAAAGGGAAAGUGUCAAGCAAGAUGGAGACAGAAAAGAACACAGUCACAGGAGCAAAGUAUCGGUCAAAGAAGGACCACAUGAUGUGUAAGCUCAUGUGUUUAUGUAUUGCUUACUCUUCAACCAUUGGUGGACUGACGACAAUCACUGGUACCUCCACCAACCUGAUCUUCUCCGAGCAUUUCAACACACGCUACCCUGAUUGUCGCUGCCUCAACUUUGGAUCUUGGUUUUUGUUUUCCUUCCCGGUCGCUGUUAUUCUUCUACUUUUGUCUUGGAUUUGGCUUCAAUGGCUUUUCUUAGGAUUCAACUUUAAGGAGAUGUUCAAGUGUGGCAAAACCAAAACACUCAAAGAAAAAGCUUGUGCCGAGGUGAUCAAGCAAGAAUAUGAAAAACUUGGGCCAAUGAGGUAUCAAGAAAUCGUGACCUUGGUGAUCUUCAUUGUAAUGGCCUUGCUCUGGUUCAGUCGGGACCCUGGCUUUGUCACUGGUUGGUCGGUCCUGUUUUCAGAGUACCCGGGUUAUGUUACAGAUUCAACUGUUGCCUUAGUUGCAGGAAUCCUUUUCUUUCUAAUUCCAGCCAAGAAACUGACAAAAAUGACAUCCACAGGAGAUAUUAUUGCUUUUGAUUAUUCUCCCCUGAUUACUUGGAAAGAAUUCCAGUCAUUCAUGCCCUGGGACAUAGCCAUUCUCGUUGGUGGAGGCUUUGCCCUGGCAGAUGGUUGUCAGGUAUCAGGACUAUCUAGCUGGAUAGGAAGUAAAUUAUCUCCUUUAGGUUCGUUACCAGUUUGGCUAAUAAUUCUGAUAUCCUCUUUGAUUGUCACAUCUUUGACAGAGGUAGCCAGCAACCCAGCUACCAUUACCAUUCUGUUCCCCAUAUUAUCUCCUUUGGCUGAAGCCAUUCAUGUGAACCCUCUUCACAUUUUGCUGCCAUCCACACUUUGUACCUCAUUUGCAUUUCUCCUGCCAGUUGCAAAUCCACCCAAUGCCAUUGUGUUUUCAUAUGGCCACCUGAAAGUCAUUGACAUGGUUAAAGCUGGACUCGGAGUAAACAUUUUGGGUGUUGCUGUGGUGAUGCUGGGCAUGUUCACCUGGAUCGAACCUAUGUUUAACCUCCACGAAUAUCCCUCCUGGGCUCCUGACAUUGUUAAUCAGACCAUGCCAUGACACACACACAAGAGCUACCAGUUUGCGGUGGCUUCAGGACUCGCUAAGAAUGACUGUACGGUACAGCCGGAUUGGACUGGCACACGCGAAUCUUCGAUGCAGCUAUUCCAAUUGCAGAGCGUGCCCCACACAUGCCCCUGUCAACCUCAUAAGACAGAGUUCAUAUCUUUUGAAAUACAAUCAACGUGCAUCUACCCGCCUUCGUCCAGAAAUCAAGGUUGAGACGGCAUCGGCAGACCAGCUACAUGCUCUUUGUCCAUUAUAAUGACACUUAAGGACCUUCAAAAAAGUUAGGCCAUCCGUCCGUCGCAUCUUAAAUUCGGAGUUCAUUGGGACAUUUCAAACAUCAAUUCACUAUUUGAAAUUUUUCUUAUGAAACUAAAGGCAGAAAAUAAAGUGUGAAAGUAAACGAGACACAUGGAUAAAUCAUUUCCACAGUGUUUAUCUAGGGAAUUCGCUAAACCAUCAAGCUAAGGUUACUUGGUGUAAUGUAUAGAGAAGUGUGUAUUUAUUUAUUGAAAAGUCUAACUGCACUGUUACUAAAGUACAGACAGGACAAGUUUAAAUUACAAUAGUUACAAGUUCCAAAAUUUAUGAAUCUGUUUGAUAGUAAGAAAUUUAUAAUGAUUAAUUUCUACUUGUUCAAAUAAACAGGCUAGUAUUUAUGCUUCUAUGGGUUCUGUACCGAGCAAUGCAUUUUGAGUAGCUAUGAAUAAAUAAAUUAUGAUUUGCAGUAUUUUUUACAGUACAGUUAGAAAAGCUAUGCAUUAAAGCUAUUAACACAUGGUCGUAAUGUAUAACUUUUGCAUCUGUCAGAACUGAAUCACAAUCCUUCAGGAGGGAAUCUUUCCUUUACUCUAAAAUAGGAAAAAAAUAAAUAAACCCUCUGGGUUUACAAAUUUGGAAGAGCAUAUCCAGAAGUGUGUUAAUUGCUAUCUAGUACUAUGGGAAUGGGAACCUGUAACAAUUCUGUUGUAGACACCGACGCUUGGGUUCGCAGAUGUCCAGGAAGUGGCUAUGGCAGGAUAAAAUCAUAAAACACUCAAAAGCUCUUCUUUAUAUCAUUCCUGUCACUUUAUUCUAAUUAAAUUCAUUUUUAUUUUAAAAA
This is a messenger RNA of Rattus norvegicus (Norway rat), 2924 nucleotides long. It is a transcript of the gene Slc13a1, whose product is annotated as solute carrier family 13 member 1. The transcript is spliced from 15 exons. The coding region runs from base 29 to 1816 and encodes 595 amino acids. Lineage: Eukaryota; Metazoa; Chordata; Mammalia; Rodentia; Muridae. Gene Ontology annotation, biological process: monoatomic anion transmembrane transport; sodium ion transmembrane transport; transmembrane transport. Gene Ontology annotation, molecular function: solute:sodium symporter activity; secondary active sulfate transmembrane transporter activity; transmembrane transporter activity. Gene Ontology annotation, cellular component: apical plasma membrane; membrane. The record is from RefSeq and is marked validated.